AAGACCCACCCACUCACGAUUAUACCCCCAUGCGACCUUCAGUUGAGUUUUUACAGCCGAAAUAUACUCGAUCUUUUUCUCCGUUCUUUCCAACUUUAUGCACAGAAAUCCAUACUGAAGAAAUUUUCCAUCAUCUCGUUAUGGGUUGCGAGAGUUUAUGCAGCAUCCUAGGAGCUCCAUUGGGUUUUGCCUGUUUCCUUUAUUUUGUGUGGUCUCAAAGAAGCAGAAAGAACAUUGUAGGAAAAACUGUCCUCAUCACAGGUGCAAGCUCAGGCCUUGGAGAAGCAUGUGCCAAAGAAUUCCACAAAGCAGGCUGCAGGGUGGUACUGGUGGGCAGAAACCAAACACAACUGAACAGGGUCAAAGUUCAACUGCUGCGACUUAAGAAGCCUGCAGAAAAAAUGGAACCCGAGAUAUUUCUAAUGGAUCUGGAAAACAUUAGCAGUGUGCCAGAUCAGGUAGACAGUAUGGUCAAACAAGUAGGACCGAUUCACAUCUUGAUCAAUAAUGCUGGAGUGAGUUCCCGUGGCCAGGUUGAAGACACUACCGUUGAUGCUUUUACCAAGGUCAUGACUAUCAACUUUUUUGGUCAGGUGGCCCUCACUAAAGCAAUUCUGCCUUAUAUGAGAUCAGCUGGAGAGGGUUCUAUUGUCGGAAUCAGCAGCAUUCAGGGUAGAAUCGCCAUCCCCUACAGAUCUUCUUAUGCAGCUUCAAAGCAUGCUUUCCAUGCAUUCCAUGACAGUCUGAAGGCUGAGGUGGCUGAUAGUAACAUUGAUGUGUGUGUGGUGUGCCCAAGCUAUAUCAAGACCAAUCUCUCAAAGAAUGCUGUAACUGGGGAUGGAUCUCCAUAUGGCCUUGUGGAAAAAGAAAUAGCCAAUGGGAUGGAGCCAGAGUAUGUAGCAAGACAGAUAUUUCUGUCUGUGAUUGAACAACGAGAUGAAGUUGUGUUGGGGCCUUUACACCAUAGACUUGCCAUUGUGCUGAGAACAUUAUCUCCUUAUAUAUACUUUAUCAUAAUGAAACAUCGUGCCAAUUCCAGUAGGAAACAAUAUUUAAAAAAUAAUUGAUGGCACUUUUGAUAUAUAUGUACAUAUACGUAUACCUGAGAAUUUGUGAAAUAAACGUGCAGUGUGACUUGUGUCAAUCGACAUUAUCACAUUUAAGAGACAGAGCGUCAAAUACUCAUAAUUAACACCUGAUGGAAGUUAUUAUAGAGAAGUGACUUCACAAGUAAACAUACUGACUAUGUAUACAUGUUACUGUAUGAUAUACUACACAUGACAAUGUACAAUAGGUGAAUUUCAGUAUUUAAUUUUAAAUCCUGUACAACAAUAUGUAAAGUAGGGUCUACAAUGGACAUGUACAAUAACAAAUAAACCCACUUCAUAUGUAUGAUACUGUUUACCAUUUUACAGAACAAGAAUACCAACAUAAUGUUUGUAACAAUUUAACAGGUGAUUUAAUCAUUACUUGGUAAAUGAUAAUGUACUAGAUCAACUAUGCCUAUUUGUUUCUUUCUUUUUAAAAAUAAAAUACUGUGUUAAUGUA
This is a messenger RNA of Ylistrum balloti, 1548 nucleotides long. Its product is annotated as dehydrogenase/reductase SDR family protein 7-like. NCBI's taxonomy places the organism in Eukaryota, Metazoa, Mollusca, Bivalvia, Pectinida, Pectinidae. The record is from RefSeq and is a predicted model, not a curated record. Gene Ontology annotation, cellular component: membrane. The transcript has 7 exons. The coding region runs from base 30 to 1067 and encodes 345 amino acids.